Tripterygium wilfordii is the source of this 5731-nucleotide messenger RNA. RefSeq names its product DNA-directed RNA polymerase V subunit 1-like. Gene Ontology annotation, molecular function: DNA binding. The coding region runs from base 2 to 5257 and encodes 1751 amino acids. Gene Ontology annotation, biological process: DNA-templated transcription. Lineage: Eukaryota; Viridiplantae; Streptophyta; Magnoliopsida; Celastrales; Celastraceae. Gene Ontology annotation, cellular component: RNA polymerase II, core complex. The record is from RefSeq and is a predicted model, not a curated record. The transcript has 18 exons.
CAUGCAACAGCAGCGACCACUCUCUCUCUCUCUUCUGGUUCUUGAAUCUCUCUCCGAACCGUUUGUAGAGAGAGAAAGCUCAGAAGACGCUGUCAUUUUGGGUGUGACCAUUCUUGUUUUGGAGAUGGAAGAUAGUACUUCAUCAUCUAUUUUGGAAGGGGCGAUAACAGGAAUCAAAUUUGGUUUGGCAACACGGCAGGAAAUAUGUACAGCAUCAAUCAGUGACUGCCCUAUCAGCCACUCUAGUCAGUUAUCGAACCCCUUCCUCGGGUUGCCCCUUGAAUUUGGUAAAUGUGAGUCUUGUGGCACUUCUGAACCAGGAAAAUGUGAAGGUCAUUUUGGGUAUAUUGAAUUACCCAUACCCAUAUAUCAUCCUAGUCAUGUCAGUGAACUAAAGAAGAUGUUAAGCUUGUUGUGCUUGAAUUGCUUAAAGAUCAGAAACAACAAGAUAAAGAGCGAUAGCAUUAGUGGAAGACUGCUAUCUUCAUGCUGUGAGGAUGCUCCACAAAUUUCCAUUUGUGAAGUAAACACGACAGAUGGUUCUUCUUUUUUGGAAUUGAAGUUACCCUCUAAGUCAAGACUAAAGGAUGGAUUCUGGAAUUUCCUGGAGAAGUAUGGUUUCCGCUAUGGUGGCAACGUCACUCGAGCAUUGCUUCCUUGUGAGGUGAUGGAAAUUCUUAAAAGAAUUCCAAACGAAAGUCGGAAAAAACUAGUGGGAAAGGAAUUUUUCCCUCAAGAGGGAUAUAUCAUGCAAUACUUGCCUGUCCCUCCAAAUUGCUUAUCUUUGCCGGAAGUGUCUGACGGUGCUACAGUUACAGCCUCGGAUCCAUCUAUAUCAAUGCUCAAGAAAGUCUUGAAGCAAGUUGAAAUCAUCAAGAGUUCACGGUCUGGUACGCCAAACUUUGAGUCACAUGAAGUUGAAUUUCAUGAUUUACAAUCAGCUGUAAAUCAGUAUCUUCAAGUGCGGGGCACAGUGAAAGCAUCACGAGAUGCAGAUACGAGAUUUGGGAUCAAGAAAGAAUCUGACAAUUCUUCAACCAAGGCGUGGUUGGACAAAAUGAGGACAUUGUUCAUUAAAAAGGCUUCUGGAUUUUCCUCUCGUAGUGUGAUUUCAGGUGAUGCAUAUAAAGGUGUCAAUGAAAUUGGUAUACCAUCUGAAAUUGCACAGAGGAUUACAUUUGAGGAAAGAGUGAAUCUGCACAACCUUAAUUACUUGCAAGAGAUGGUGGAUAACAAUUUGUGCCUUACUUACAGAGAUGGGUCGUCCACCUAUUCACUGCGGGAAGGUUCUAAGGGGCACACAUUUCUUAGGCCAGGUCAAGUUGUGCAUCGGCGAAUUAUGGAUGGUGACUAUGUAUUUAUAAAUAGGCCGCCCACGACUCAUAAGCACUCCCUUCUAGCACUCAAAGUUUAUGUGCAUGAUGACCACACUGUAAAGAUUAACCCUCUUAUUUGUGGGCCUUUGAGUGCAGAUUUUGAUGGAGACUGUGUGCACCUUUUCUAUCCCCAGUCUCUUGCUGCAAAAGCUGAAGUUCUGGAGCUUUUUGCGGUGGACAAGCAGUUGCUCAGCUCCCACAAUGGCAAGUUUAACUUGCAACUUGCCACAGAUGCAAUUUUAUCGCUUAAGUUGAUGUUUAAGAAGUACGUUUUUGACAAAGCUGCUGCCCAGCAACUGGCGAUGUUUGUUCCAAAUGUCUUGCCACAGCCUGCUUUGUUCAAAGGUAACAGUUUUGGGCCUCUUUGGACUGCUAUGCAGAUUCUGCAAUCAGCUAUGCCUUCAUACUUUGACCGUUACGAUGUUGAUCUCAGUCAGGAGGCUGUGCAACCUUUGUUUAAUGAAUUUGUGACCUCCAUUUUCUUUGAGAAGGGUCCAAAGGCUGUCCUGAGCUUUUUUGACUCGUUACAGCCUUUGUUAAUGGAGAGUUUGUAUGCUGAAGGCUUUAGUAUCGGCUUGGAAGAAUUUUCAAUGCCGAGGGAGGCUGUAGAGCGACUGGAAUUAUCUGUGUGGGGUGAUUUAAUUGACCUCAAGAGCAUUUCUGCGGUCAACAAGGUGGUGCAGCAAAUUGGCUUACUUGGUCUGCAACUUGCGGAUAAGGGAAAACUUUAUUCUAAGACAUUGGCAGAGGACAUGGCCUCUCAUUUUGAAAGAAAGAUUCCUUUUGACAGAGACCAGUCUACAAAGAAUGGGUUUAUCAAGAGCUGUUUCUUCCAUGGACUAAAUCCAUUUGAGGCGAUGGUGCACUCAAUUUCAACAAGGGAAGUUAUGGUCCGCUCUUCUAAAGGAUUAUCCGAGCCAGGAACCUUGUUUAAAAACCUGAUGGCUAUCCUUCGGGAUGUUGUCAUCUGUUAUGAUGGCACUGUCAGAAAUGUGUGCAGCAAUUCCAUUAUCCAAUUUGAAUAUGGGGUGAAGCUGGGAACCAAGUCAGAGAGUUUAUUCCCUGCUGGCGAACCUGUUGGUGUGCUGGCUGCGACUUCAAUGUCAAAUCCUGCUUACAAGGCUGUUCUUGAUUCUAGUCCAAGUAGCAAUUCUUCAUGGGAAUUGAUGAAGGAAAUACUGCUUUGUAAAGUCGGAUUUAAGAAUGAUGUUAUUGAGCGGCGCAUAAUUUUGUAUUUAAAUGAUUGUGGUUGUGGGAAGAAGUAUUGCAGAGAAAGAGCAGUCUACUUGGUGAAAAAUCAUCUGAAAAAAGUCAGUCUCAAAGAUAUUGCUGUUGACUUCUUGAUUGAGAGCCAGCAGAGAUCUGAAAGUUUUGAUGUUGAUACUUUCCUUGUUGGUCAUAUUCAUCUCAACAAGAAGCUGUUAAAAGAGAUGAACGUUAAUGUGUCUGAGGUUCUUCAGAAGUGCCAAGAUACUGCAAAUUUAUACCACCGGAAGAAGAAAGUUGGUCAGCUAUUUAAAAAGACAAUUCUCACUGUCAGUGAAUGCUGCUCUUGCCAGCAAUGCUGCAGAGAUGAGUUCUCUAGUACACCAUGUUUGAUGUUCUUCUUGCAAGCUUUAAGGGAUAUCCCUUUGGAGAAAACAUCGUACUUCCUUGCUGAUAUCAUUUACCCUGUUCUUUUGGAAACGGUCAUUAAAGGCGACCCUCGGAUUUGCUCGGCAAAUAUAGUUUGGGUCAGUCCAGAAACAACAACUUGGAUAAGAAAUCCUGCCAGGACACGACAGGGUGAAUUAGCGAUGGAUAUUGUUCUCGAGAAAUCAGUUGUCAAGCAAAGUGGUGAAGCUUGGAGGAUAGUCAUGGAUUCAUGUCUCCCUAUUCUUCAUUUAAUUGACACCACUCGCUCGGUCCCAUAUGCGAUAAAGCAAGUACAGGAAUUGCUUGGAGUUUCAUGUGCAUUUGAUCAAGCAGUUCAGCGCCUUUCAACAUCCGUGACAAUGGUGGCCAAAGGUGUUCUCAAAGAGCAUCUAAUCCUCUUAGCAAACAGCAUGACUUGUGCAGGAAAUUUGGUUGGCUUCAAUUCUGGUGGUUAUAAGGCACUUUCACGCUCCUUGAAUUUCCAAGCACCAUUUACUGAUGCUACGCUGUUUACACCAAAAAGGUGCUUUGAGAGAGCUGCUGAGAAGUGCCAUGUUGAUUCCCUAAAAAGCAUUGUUGCAUCUUGUUCUUGGGGUAAACAUGUGGCAGUUGGUACAGGAUCGCGAUUUGAUAUCGUUUGGAACACAAGAGAGUGUCUUUUGCAGGAUGAAUUGAACCAAAAAGAUAUCAUUGAUGUUUAUGACUUCCUUCACAUGUUGCGAGGUUCCACAAAUGGAGAUGAGUCGAUUAAUUCAUGUUUAGGUGAAGAAAUUGAUGAUCUGAUGGGGGAUGAAGCUGCUGAGUGGAGCCUUUCUCCAGAGCAUAAUCCUGGUUACGAUAAACCCUCUUUUGAGGACAUGGCUGAACAAGAAUUAAGUGAUAAUGAGAAAGCCCAACCACGGGAUAGUGAAUCUGGUGCUUGGGAAUCUAAGACUCUGGCCAAAACUGAUGAAGCUGGUUGGGGGAAUGAAGCAGCUCGUGAUUCUGCUCCAAGUGACUGGAUCAGUUGGCAAGAAAAGGGAGCCAAAAAACUAAUGGAGGACCCCCCUGAACAAGGAUUGGGUGAUGCUGACAAAGCAGAACCAUGGGGUGAUAGAUCUAGGGCUUGGGAAUCGACCAGCAUGCCUAAAACUGAUGAAUCCAGUGACUGGACCAGUUGGGGAAAAAAGGAAGCUGAAAAACAAAAUGAAGAACCCCCUGAACAAGGAUUGGGCAAUGCCGACAAAGCAGAACCAUGGGUUGGUAGAUCUGGGGCCUGGGAAUCCACAAGUAUGCAUAAAGCGGAAGAAGCAGGUGACUGGAACAGUUGGGGGGAAAAGGGAGCCGAAAAACGAAAGGACGCCCCCCCUGAGCAAGAAUUAGGUGAUACUGACAACCCAGAACAGUGGGGUCAUAGAUCUGGUGCCUGGGAAACUAGAAGUGUGCGCAAAAGUGAUGAAGCUAGUUGGGGGGAAAAGGGAGCCGAAAAACAGAAGGACGCCCCCCCUGAGCAAGAAUUAGGUGAUACUGACAACCCAGAACAGUGGGGUCAUAGAUCUGGUGCCCGGGAAACUAGAAGUGUGCGCAAAAGUGAUGAAGCUAGUUGGGGAAAUGAAGUACGUCAUGAUUCUGCUUCUGGAAAAACUGAAGAAGACUGGGCCAGAAUUGUGAAUGAUGGUGAAAGUAGAAAAUCAUCUGCCUGGGACGAGAUGGUAAAUCAGGAUCAGUCAACAUGUCUUUGGACUUCGGAUGGUAGUAACUGGAAAAACAAGAGCCGACCGCUGAAAUCUCCUAGGAUUACGAAAGACAAUCCAGGCAUUAGUGGAUUAUUUACUGCUACGAGACAACGGCUUGAUAUGUUUACUUCUGAUGAGGAAAAAAUCCUCUCAGAUAUUGAGCCACUUAUGCAGUCUAUCAGAAGAAUAAUUCAUCAAUCUGGGUACAAUGACGGAGAUCCACUUUCAGCUGAUGAUCAGUCCUAUAUACUUAAAAAGGUGUUUGAGUACCACCCGGAUAAAGCUGUGAAGAUGGGCACUGGCAUUGAUUAUCUCAUGAUUAGCAAGCACACCACUUUCCAGGAGAGCAGGUGCUUCUACAUUGUCUCCAUUGAUGGUCACAAGCAGGACUUUUCCUAUCGUAAAUCUCUUGACAAUCUUGUAAGGGGGAAGUAUCCUGACUUGGCCGAAGAAUUCAUCGCAAAGUACUUCAGAAAACCUGUUGGUGGAGGGAACAGAGAGCGGAAUGUUCAGAAGGAAUCUGAAAACUAGAGUAGGUUUCUUGGACAGAUUAAUUUAGGCACGCACUUCCCUGUCAUCGGAUUUGUAUAUAAAGCAGAAGUCAGCGUACUCCUCUCGUGACUCGAGGGUGCUGAACUGCUCGUUUUUCCUGCUAAGAGCAGUUCUUAUUAACCUUAUCCAUAGAAAUCUUUCCAUGCGAAUAUGAUCUAGAAUCUAGAUGAAGUAUUUAAUAGUCAGUGUAGUGCCAUUCCAUGUUUCCAUCUUGUAAGGUUAAAUUUAGGGUUAAUCUUCCCUUUGAGGGCAAAGCAACAUUAGAGUUCAGUUAGAAAUCUUUGGAGUGAAGAACUUGAUGUUAUCUCCACCAAAGAUGUUUUGCUAGCAGUCUUUGUAUGGAUUUGCAUUUACUAUGCAUUGGUGUGGAUGAAGAAUUGUAGGUUUCAAAAACCUUGCUCAGGUUGAGGAUAUGGAGUUGCCAUUCCUUCUGUCAAAUUCUUGUUCUCACUU